ACGAGCCAGCCAGCCGUCCGACUCAGAAAAAAUAAAAUAAAAGAGGAAGCAAGAUCUGCAGCGACUCCGGUUCAACUGGUCGCCGCCUCCGCCCUCCUCCAACAGAUCGCUCGCUCGUCUCCUUCUCGCCGCGCCCCGCCGCCCGCCGCCGAUAUGGCCCCCGGGCUCUACUCCGACAUCGGCAAGAAGACCAGAGAUCUGCUGUACAAGGACUACAACACGCACCAGAAGUUCACCCUCACUACCUGCUCCCCCCAGGGCGUCGCAAUCACAGCUGCAGGAACAAGGAUAAACGAGUCCAUCUUCGGCGAGCUGCAAACCCAAAUUAAGAGCAAGAACUUGACAGUUGAUGUGAAAACAAACUCAGAGUCAGAUCUUUUGACGACAGUCACAGUCGAUGAGUUUGGAACUCCAGGGCUCAAGUCCAUUCUCAGCUUGGUUGUUCCAGACCAGCGGUCAGGGAAGCUUGAACUCCAGUACCUGCAUGAGUAUGCUGGAGUGAAUGCAAGCGUUGGGCUUAAUUCCAACCCUACGGUUAUCCUUUCUGGCGUCUUUGGAAGCAAAGCACUCUCAGUUGGUGUUGAUGUUUCAUUUGAUACAGCAACUAGCAAUUUCACCAAGUACAAUGCCGCCCUGAGCCUCACCAAUCCAGAUCUUAUUGCGUCCCUUCAUCUGAACAAUCAUGGUGAUACCUUGACUGCGUCGUACUACCACUUGGUAAAGCACCAUUCAGGCACUGCUGUUGGAGCUGAGCUGUCGCACAGCUUCUCAAGGAAUGAGAGCACUCUAAUAUUUGGUUCUCAGCAUUCGCUGGAUCCCCACACCACUGUAAAGGCACGCUUCAACAACUAUGGCAUGGCCAGUGCCCUCGUCCAGCAUGAAUGGCGUCCCAAGUCGUUCGUCACCGUCUCUGGUGAGAUCGACACCAAGGCAACUGAAAAGAGCACGAAAGUUGGCCUGUCCUUGGUUCUCAAGCAUUAAUGCCAACUGUUUUGGGCUCUAGGAUUUUCUUUUCAGUUCUAGUGGGUUGGAAUAACACGAAAAAACAUGGCCCAAAGUCAUCUUUGCGGCAUCAUUUUGAUCUUGAAUUAUAUAUUUUUUCUCCAUGAUCUGUUUCAUAGGCAAAUAUUAGGAUUGACCUUAUGUUUUGAUCCUCAGCACCUUCUGUUAAUAAUUUCUGGUGAUUGAGACCCAUUGUUAA
This is a messenger RNA of Phragmites australis (common reed), 1201 nucleotides long. RefSeq names its product mitochondrial outer membrane protein porin 3-like. Lineage: Eukaryota; Viridiplantae; Streptophyta; Magnoliopsida; Poales; Poaceae. The coding region runs from base 154 to 981 and encodes 275 amino acids. Gene Ontology annotation, biological process: monoatomic anion transmembrane transport. Gene Ontology annotation, molecular function: voltage-gated monoatomic anion channel activity. Gene Ontology annotation, cellular component: mitochondrial outer membrane. The transcript is spliced from 6 exons. The record is from RefSeq and is a predicted model, not a curated record.